Molecule: messenger RNA, 1322 nt
Organism: Chironomus riparius
Lineage: Eukaryota; Metazoa; Arthropoda; Insecta; Diptera; Chironomidae
Source: the annotation of a GenBank genome assembly
AUGGAGACUCAACGUAAUUUCCUCCACUUUCCAUUAGAAGUAAUUCUGGAAGUAUUUUCAUGGUGCUCCAAAUCGGAUCUCCUCAGCUUAACUCUAGUGUGUAAAGAUUUCAACGAGGUCAUCAGCAACUGCAGCAAGCUUAUGGAAAGAGUCUCAUUAACAUUAACACCGGCGAAAGUAAAAAACAACGAGAUUUGGGGUGGAAUCAGAAAAUAUUCUCACGUUCUCGUCCAAAGCAGUCAUCCACAAAAGGCAUUAAUCUUUCGAGACAACAAAAAUUAUUUGACAAAUUUGGAAAUUAAGGACAUUAAAGUAAGACUUGAAUGUUUGAGGAAAACAUUCUUUAAGUUUCCAUAUUUAAAGCAUUUGAAGCUGGAUUCGAUAUGCGUGAGACCAGUCGACAAUGGCUACUUUGAAGGUCCAUUACCUGCUUUGGAUCUUGACACGCUGUAUCUGAAAUGCGACAAGAAAAUUCUUUUCUUUUUGAUGAAUACGCAGACAAAAAAAUUGACAGUAAAUUCAUCGUUGGCGAUGCCUGACGAGAGAUUGCCUUAUAAGUUGUUCUUAAAGAGUCAGAAGUUUCUCAAAGAAUUUAUAACAUGUGGCUUGUAUGUUGAUCACCCGAUAUUUGAUAGUGGACAACUAAAUCAAGUCGAGUUCCGUUUGGAAAAGCUUGUGAUGAAAAAUUUGUGUGAAAAACCAGUUCCGAACUUUACUAACUUCUUGGAGAACCACCGUGAGAGCUUAAAGGAAGUGAAUAUCACAAAUUUAGCAGAAAAGGGCGACUUCUGUGACGAUGUUCUUAACCAUCUCAGCACAUUUAAAAACUUAAAGAGGCUUGUCCUUACCAGCGUUGAUCCAACAUUCAAGCCAAUGCCAUAUGUUGAGGAAUUGUUGUUUCUUCGUGUACGUGCCUACACAAAUUUGAAAUGGAGUGAUAAAUUUUUGAAUGUUGAGAGGUUGAUCCUGUCAUGUGAUGAUAAUGAAAAAAUUAAGGAAUUGAUCAACCUUAAGAAAUUGCAGUGCCUCGUUGUUUAUCAUGCCACGCCACUUCCAUCCAUAAAAAUUCCGAUUACAUUCCGAAGAAUUCGAGCAUUUCAAAAACCCAACAAUGAAAUUAGAUAUUUUGAAGAAGAAAAUGAGAGGCUACGAGGCUUAUUGACGGAAACAUGCAAUUUGACUAAUUUUGUAUACGAUCGGAUUCGAGCACUACAGAGAAGUAUACAGCAAAUUAAUUUACAUCGUUUAAAUUUACAGCACUAAUUGAGAUUCAGAUACACGUUUUGUUUCAGUUACAUAUACUCUUUCAAGGAUGUUUUUUC